UAGUAACAGCUGGUUUUAGUAUUGGUGAAAUAACAGCACUUGUCUUUGCUGGUUGUAUGACCUAUGAAGAUGGUCUUCGUUUAAUUAAGAUUCGUGCUGAAGCAAUGCAAACAGCAUCAAAUGAAGUAAAUAGUGGAAUGAUGUCUGUUUUUGUUGGUCGUGAAACAAAAUUAACUUUAGCAAUAGAAGCAGCACGAGAAUGGUGCAAUAAAUAUAUGAAAAUUGAUAUACCUUGUAUACAAAUAGCUAAUCAUAUGUAUGCUGAAUGUAAAGUACUUGCUGGACAUAAAGAAGCUUUACAAUUCAUUGCACAUAAUUAUAAAGUAUUUGGAAUUCGUCGAAUAAAAUAUUUAUCUGUAAGUGGUGCUUUUCAUACACCAUUAAUGGCAUCAGCAAAAUUAAAAUUAAUUAAAGCAUUAGAUAAAAUUGAUAUGCAACCACCACUUAUUCAAGUUAUGUCAAAUGUAACUGGUAAACGUCAUUCAAAUGAUGUUGCAACUAUUAAACGAUCACUUAGUCAACAAUUAACAAAAUGUGUAUUAUGGGAACAAUCCAUUCAUAAAAUGUAUCAACGAGCAAAACAUGAAUCUUAUCCAAAUACAUUUGAAUGUGGUCCUGGAAGACAACUUGGUUAUCUUCUUCGACUAAAUAAUAAUAAAGCUUAUCAACAAUAUCAUCAUGUAGAUGUUUGA
Molecule: messenger RNA, 692 nt
Organism: Rotaria sordida
Lineage: Eukaryota; Metazoa; Rotifera; Eurotatoria; Philodinida; Philodinidae
Source: the annotation of a GenBank genome assembly